Messenger RNA from Colossoma macropomum (tambaqui), 4397 nucleotides. It is a transcript of the gene samtor, whose product is annotated as base methyltransferase of 25S rRNA 2 homolog. Bases 1023 to 2048 code for a protein of 341 amino acids. Gene Ontology annotation, biological process: negative regulation of TORC1 signaling. NCBI's taxonomy places the organism in Eukaryota, Metazoa, Chordata, Actinopteri, Characiformes, Serrasalmidae. The transcript is spliced from 5 exons. The record is from RefSeq and is a predicted model, not a curated record.
AAUAUCACCAUUAGUCCUUUCUCAAAGUCUUGUGUGAGGCGACAGAACCUGCACCUUUUACCUUUUUAUUUAUUUAUUUUUUGACAUCCUAGUAUCUACACCAAUAACACACGAGCCCUUACACAUUUAGCCAAUUGACGUGUGUUGGGUUAGAUUGAGAACUUCUUGUAAAGUCUGGAGUUUACAGGUGCUGAAGACUUUCUGGAUCUGAGUGAAUCUGAUUGGUGGCAUUCACUUUGAACCGUGGUGAACUGUCACACUUAUUCAGGCAUCUGUUUGACAUGCAAAGGGUAAAUGACUUGGGUUAGAAAUGUGCCUCUCUGCCCCCAAAAUGAUUUCAGUUGAGUGGUCCAGGUGAUGUCACUGACAGGAAGUAGCUCAUGGAAACUAAGAAAACAGAAGUGUUGAGGUUGAUGGCAGUUUGUUUGUUGUUGUUAAGUUUAUACAGGAUAUAAACAAAAACAGACGUGAUGCAGGCAUAUUAUUACUGAAAACUUCUGGUUUAAAAUAUUGUGUAAUAAUAAGAGUUUCUAUACUCAUAUGGUUCUGUUUUUAUACCCUACUUUUUAACAUUUCAUAACUCUAGAAAACUUUUCCAGAUCUUCCGGCUCGUGGCCUAAGAGCCCAGCACACAGUAGUCCAUUCAGUAGGCCCCACGAUGGGAUAAUAAGGAAGGCAUGAUCUCGUCCGCUGGGCAUCGUGACACAAUAUUCAUACUUAGAAGGGCAAUGCAGUUUGUUUCAGUCGUGUUGUCUAAUUUUCUUCAAAUCUGAUAAGGCCAGCGUUUUCCACGUGGUCAUGGGACAGCUUGCUUGUGCUCACAAGCCCUGCUCAGGUUGUUUUUAAGGCAAAGUUUAUUUCUAGAUGUGCACAAACAAAGUGCUGUUUUUGUAGCUUACUUAAUAAAUCAAAUACAUGUGUGGAUUUAGAGAGUGUUUUUUGGGGAUUCUGGGUGUCUGUCUCGUCAAAUGCAAGUUUAAGUACUAUGACACAUCAGCUGUGGAUAAGUGCUGACAUGCAAAAUGGGCGACUUUGAGAAGAUAUGGCGUGAACACUGUGAGGAUGAACAGACUCUCAGUGAAUAUGCUUUUGCCAUGAAGAGUCUUGCUGACAACCACUGGGCCAAGAAGUGUGAAGGAGAGGGCCGCAUCGAGUGGUGCCGCAGUGUUUGUCAGGAGUACUUCAUGGAUGGGGGGAUGAGAAAGGUGUUGGAGAAGGAUGAGAAGGCAGCAACACAUGCUGCAGCUUCAAAUGGAGCACCUUUAAACGAUCAACCAGACUCCUCUUUGCCUAGUUUUAGCUCAAGCUUCCAGUUUGGGAAGAUGCGUCUGCUGGAUGUAGGUAGUUGUUUCAAUCCCUUCUUGAAGUUUGAUGAGUUCCUCACAGUAGGAAUUGACAUAGUGCCUGCGGUUGAGAGUGUGUACAAAUGUGACUUCCUCAACCUUCAGCUGCAGCAGCCUCUGCAGCUGGCCACUGAUGCGCUCGAAGCUUUCUUACGGCAGCUGCGUGCUCCGAUCGAUGCGUUGCCGGCGCAGCUAUUUCACGUGGUGGUUUUCUCACUGCUCCUGUCAUACUUCCCUUCACCGUACCAGCGCUGGCUGUGCUGCAAGAAGGCCCACGAACUGCUGACACUGCAUGGUCUCCUCCUUAUCAUCACGCCGGACUCCUCCCACCAGGGCCGCCACGCGCUCAUGAUGCGCAGCUGGCGUGUGGCCGUGGAGUCACUGGGCUUUAAGCGCUACAAGUACGUCAAGUUCUCGCAUAUGCACCUCAUCGCCUUUCGCAAAGUUUCCGUCACCACCACAAGCGACCUGGUGAGCCACAACUACCCAGAGAUGCUCUACAUACCGCAGGACUUCAACAUGCUGGAGGACGAGGAGGGCUUCACAGACUGCCGUGAGCCGGCGCGCUCUGAUUUUGAGGAUGACCAGCUAGCGCGUAGCUUUGCAGAGCUGCCGGACGCUCCUUAUGACUCCGACUCUGGCGAGAGCCAAAGCAGCUCAGCACCUUUUCACGAGCUGGAGGACCCCAUUCUGCUGCACAGCUGAACCACACUCCUAAAUGCCCAGCUUUGCUGCCAUACAGCUGCACUGGCAGAUUAAAGCUGGGCUGUUUUUUCCCUGCUUUUUUUAUGAUGCAGUUUGCACAAAGUUUGAAGAUGAUGUUUACACAGAUGACCCCCCAAAUGGCACAUCUGGUAGGGUAAAAGAUGCUGCUCAGCAGUGUCCAGGGGCGAGUCCUAUUGUUAGGAUUCAGGUUCAAAUCGUGUGCCAUUUGGGGGUUUAUGAGAAUGCAACUGGCAGGGUCCCUCUCUCCCCUGUUGCUGGUGAUUUUGAGGUAGCAUUCUUCAUUUAUGCGCAAAGCCUUCUCAGAUUGUUGGUGAUAAUGUGCGUUUUACUACAUUUUGAAUUGAUUAUGACUAAAUUGGGGAGAAAAGACGUUUACACCUGGGUGGUUCUGAAUCUUUUAUUAGGUGAAAGACACUGUGUUUUACACAUUUAAACAUAUCCAUGUGCUGAAAAGAAACUGAUAGUAGUUUUGUAGUUGAAAGGGUUUGAUUUUGUAAGUAAAGCCGCUGAGUGAGCUCAGGAUAAAGGAUUUGUGUGCUCUUUCUCAGUCCACUUUUCAUACAGUGUCAUCUGGACAGGAUUUGUCAAAACCUUUUGAAGUAAAAUAGACUUUUUGUAUUGUAGGCUCAGACAUUGUCAGUGGCUAAAAUUACAAUAGUUUGAUUAGUUACCCUAGAGUUUUAGCACUGUUUGAUCAUUUCAUGAUAGGUUAGCUGCUGUUGGACGCUGACAGUAGCUUGUACAAUUUUAAAUCAGUAUCUUUGGUAUAGAUUUGCCAGUGAUAUUUGUAGCAUUUUAGGUGUUCAACAGUAUCAACACGUAGGCUAUGUGUAUUUGGCUUGCUUAUGUGACACUGUGACUGUAACUGUUUUCUAAUGGAUCACUUUCCAUGGUACAAAUCAUGCAAGGUAGUUGUAGUUCAUAAGAACAAUCUUUGAUAAGACUAAGAUGGGGGGGGGUGUUUUGCCCCUUUUAGGGCUAUUUGAAAGGAUGUUGUGCAAGACCUUUCUUAUCUUGCGAUCAAAAAGACGUAAUAUUUUUUAGUUGUGAGUAGCUGUGAACUUUUGAAGGUAAGAGUUGUAACCUACAGGCUUCUGUCCUCGACUGGACGCAGAUUUAGUUAAGACGACACAGGCUUGCUUUCUGUCCUUUUUGUUGAAUGAUGAUUUGUUACUUUCACUGACGAUUUUCAAAGCAAAGGAUGAUUCUCAAAGACUUAUACCAAUGUCUUAAAGCUACUUUUUUUGUUAUUUACUGUGCGACUGAUUUGCAUCUCAUUCAGCUCUUAGAUGCAUACAUUGAACUUUUGUGGCUAAAACAUUAGUUACAUAUGUUUGGAGAGUACUUUAAACCAAACCUUUCAACUUUUCUGGAUGAUUAACCUCAAUGAGGUUUUUCUUUCAUAUCUUAUUGUGUAAUUGUGCCAAGUGCUUUACACUCUCUUUGUAUUUCACUGUGAAAUAGGCAGUUUCUUUCACUGCAGCAGUUGCACUUGUUUAUGAACACAGUCUUUGGAGGCAUUGAAUAAGAGCCAUUUAACAAUGGUCUUGCUUUCUCACAAGAAUAGCAAUAGAUCCAUAGUUUUAGAGGAAUGGUUUAAGGAAAAAAAUGAAAUUUACACAAUUUUCCGCUCAGCCUAGAUGUAGUCAAUCAGCCCAGACAUGUUGGGUGUCCAGAUUUUGCUUCUUUAGUUUUAAACUGGAGCUACAAGGCUAAUGUUGCUGACCAGCACAAGAGGUCAGUAGACUCCCAGAUGUAAAUGGAUAUCCAAAAUUUCUCUCAAACCACGUCCAGGAACUGUGCAGACUGGCAGGUGUGGUUCAGGACAUUAGUAUGACUUACUGUGAACAAUUAAAAAUGAACAAAGCUUAAGGAAAAAAUUUCACAACAUUAAAAAAAAUUUCACUCUAUUUCUGUUGUCUAAAAUGGUUGCCUCCAGAAUUCAGUUGCAUUGUAAAGUUUUGUUCAUUUUUAUAGUGUACAGUAAGUCACACUGUGUCCUAAACCAGGGGUUCUCAGCCUUUUCCACCCCAAGGCCCACCUGUUUAUAACUACAAAGCAUAGAGGCCCACAGGGAAACUAAGAUCAACUAAAAUCAGAAAUCCACUUAUGUAUUUAUGGUUUGUUGUGACGUUACCGGCCCAUUCCGAAUUACCACCUCCUUCUGAGUUCAGGCCUGUGGACCACUAGAGGGUGCUUCACAGUCCACUGGUGGUCCAUGGUCUGCAGUCCACAGGUUGAGAAACCCUGUCCUAAACCACAUUGACAAGAUUUUUCAAAGAUCUGUUUUUACAGAAACAUUUGGGUGACUAUUGGCUUCUAGUGUUU